Molecule: messenger RNA, 3236 nt
Organism: Sitophilus oryzae (rice weevil)
Lineage: Eukaryota; Metazoa; Arthropoda; Insecta; Coleoptera; Curculionidae
Product: protein FAM91A1
Exons: 16
Coding region: 106-2448 (780 amino acids)
Source: RefSeq, a predicted model, not a curated record
GUUCAGUUUUUGACAUUUGUGGGACAAAAUUUUCAUAAAGUUAACAAUUUUUUCAAAAAUGUGUACAUUCAACAGCAUAAAAUGAGUUUAUAAGUGGUAACAAAGAUGAGUUCGGAAAUAGAGGAGCAGAUUCGUAAGAAAGUACCGUGGGCAAAGCUUCCUACUAGCGUAAAAAAGGUUUUAAGUAAUUCGUCCAAGGAGUAUGCCAAAUACAUAAUAAGUUUUAGCAUUAAAAAUCAACUAAGAUACAGGGGAAACUUGGUACGUCACGUAUUAAAAGAUGAAAAACACUAUUAUGAAAGAGUCGUGGCCUACAGCAAAGAAAGACUUAUGCUGUUCCCAUACCAUUUGGCCGACAUGAUAGUCAAAGGCCUAAGAAUCACCCCGUUCAACUAUUACAUAUCUGUGGUAGAAAGACUAAUGCAGGCGGAGAAAAGCUACGAUACCUUGCCUAAUUUUACCGCUGCAGAUUGUCUACGACUAUUAGGAAUCGGUAGAAACGAAUAUAUUGAUUUAAUGAACCAAUCCAGAUCAAACAGAGGAAGGUUAUUCGGUAGGAAGAAUGUGCAUGUGUUAUUGCCAAAGGUUCCGGUUAAUAUCCAUAUAGAACCAUGGUGGAGAAUCGAAGCAGGCCUAAUUUUAGAGGAAGAUAUGAAGAUGGUGAAUGAAGAAGAACGGACUGUAAUAGAUAAGCUUAUAGAUUUAGGGUCACAGAAUGCUGGAGAUUUGAAUUAUAAUGUUGUUGUGAGCUUGUAUAAAAAAGGACUAGUGUAUUUAGAUGUGCCUAUCACUGCAGUGGAUAGAGUUCAAGUGCCACCUUUGCAAGGUUUUGUAAUGAACAGAAUUUUGGGAGACUAUUUUGAGACGUUGCUAUACAAAAUAUUUGUUUCUAUCGAUGAACAAACUACAGUAGCAGAGUUGGCUACUGUUCUGGAAGUUGAUACAGAGCUAGUGAAGCAAGCAGUGUCUCUGUAUUGUCGUCUACAUUUUGCUAAGAAGCUAGACCCAGAAAGUGACCAAGAAAAAGCCAGAAGACACCCUUCCUGGUUGAAUGUAUCAACCAAUACCGACAGUCCACAAGCCGAUAUAACCCCCUUAACUCUGACCCUAACCUCAACAGACCACGCCCUCGCGACUCCGUCCACGCCCACGACGGAUAGUCCCACCCACUCGACCAAUCAGAGCAAUUCUACCGGUUUGAGGGUGGCGUUCUUGUUCGACUCGGCCUUGACGGCGUUUUUGAUGAUGGGGAACCUGUCUCCCGGCCUGAAACGUCACGCGGUGACCAUGUUUGAGGUUGGAAAACUGCAACACGAGAGUCUGGACAGUUUUUUGUGUGAAUUGGAGAAGGUAUCGGCCAUGGAUGCCGACGGUGAGGGAGAGGCUAGGAGAUUUUUUGAUCACGCCGUAAUUUUGAGAUCAACUAUUAUGGCCUUGAGGAAGCUAGAUGGUCCCGGGUUAGAUUUAGUGAGGUUAGAAAGUCUGAAUUCGUUGGACGAAGCCGCUUGUCAGAGACUGUUGAAGAGGAAAUACAGGGUGUUGAUUGCUAUGGCUCCAAUUGGUCGCGAAGUUAGGAUAUCUUCGUUCGCUGCGGGAGCUCCGCCACCUCUUCUAGGCCCCAUCCAUCCGGAGGUUAACAGUUUAUGGUUUAGACUCUUUUUGUAUCAUAUGACCGGUUACGGACCUCCCAGUUUGCUUCUGGCCAAAGGAACGGAACUUAGACGACUGCCCAGGAUGUUUUUGGGCUUUUCUAGGCUCUUGGUGACAUCUUGGCUUCACGAGCCGGCCGUGGUUCCAGUAGCGAAUUUCCUCUACGUUAAUGCUGCCUUACAGUUCGCCCCUGUGUUGAUUCAGGGUUUUGGUGUCCACGAACCUGCGGAAACCAAACUGUUACCAUUUCCAUUCAAAUCACAGGAUUCUGUAAAAAACAAUCGUUCCAAUUCCGAUACCGAAUCAGUAUUAAAGCGCCACCCCGCUGUCACUAUUUUGACAGAUCUACUCGACUUGAACCACACCUGCGGCUACUUAACCUUCGCCAACGUGGGAGUACUCGAUUUUGGCAGAGCCGAAGGCGAAUCGGCUGAAAUUAGGUUAAAAGGAGCACCAAAACCACGACCAGGAGCUUCCAAGACCACCCAAAGCGCCAACAGCAUAUCAAACGAGAACUUCCGCUUUGAAAAGGAGGAGGAGAAUAGAUUACAGAGUCCUGUAGAGUCGCACUUCGCUCUCACGCCUGUAGAUGGCGGUAGCCACAGAUCGUCACCGACCAACGGGUUUACCAGUCAAGAUUGUACGACGUUACUUCAAGAAGAACUAGACCAAUUAGCAAUUCAGGAGAAACAGAAGCAGGCCUUGGAACAGCUCCAGAGCCCUCUGGACGAAAACGUAGGCAUUUUCAGCCGGAUACAAGAAGAACUUGACAGUCAGCAAAAGAAGAAGAGCAGGUAGCUGAAGUUAGUGAGGAAUCAGACAGAAACAGCAGUGUUUGGACACUGCUUGAUUGUCAUUUUGGGGUUCCCCUGUUCGAUGCAGACGCCAACACGAAAAUUUGUGAUGCUAUUGUAUCUGGAGGCCUGGCAGGAGAGAAUAGUUUGGAGCAUUUGCUGGCAUCGGGAAAAAAAUUAGGAGAACUCUUGCUAGAAUUCAUAUCUCAAUGUCAAUUCAAUCCCGGAGAGAACAUGAAAAUUGUCAACAGAGGCAAGUUAGUACCUUUACCGAUGAGGAACCUGGUUUUCGAUAAUGGUAAAGUAACAGAAUGGACAGGGAAAUGAAAAUACUGAUCAUAUUCUAUGAGUUUUUUUUUCUGUUAAAAAGAGUAAUAAUAUUCUUGAGACACAGUGUAUAUUAGCGAAAUUUUGUAAGAUUCAAACACUUUUUUUUUUGUUUCAAUAUAUUUCAUAUAGUCUGUCCAAUGAGAGGUUCACUGACAGUGACAGUUGAGUCUGCCAUUUUAUUUCACAAGCAUUUUAUGUCAUUUUUUAAGUGUGAAAUCUUUCCUUAUUUCUUGGACAGACUAUACCAGAUGAUCUCUUGCUAUUUAAUAUAUACUGUGAUCUAGUUGAUAUUUAGAAAAAAACUGGAACGUUAAAAAAUAUACAUACAUAUGUACCUACAGUGUGUGUAAAAAAGUUUGCAACAAACGGGAAAAAUAAAAUAGUUAACAGAAUAAUAAUUUUUGUGUCACAUUUAUUGCGAACUAUUUUACUCACACUGUAUACUUACAGUUUUGGUAUUUA